AUGUGGCGCGACCGCACCAACCUCUUCAUCUCCUACCGCCAGUCGUACUCGCACCACCCUGCCAAGCGGAAGCCCCUCUACGCCGGGCCCUCGAAUGGCUAUGCCGACAAUGCCGCCCUCAACGAUGAGCGCCGCGGGCUCAUGUCCGCCUUCGACGACCCCAACGACGGCGAUGCGGUCAUCGAGAUGGACGUGCUGCCGCCGCGCUGGCUAGACAUUCAGGACGAAGUCACGGAAAAGCUGCAGGACAUCGCCGUGCAAACGAAGCGCCUCGACCAGCUGCACCAGAAACACGUGUUGCCAGGCUUCGACGAUGACGACGUGAAGAAGCGCGAGGAGCGCGAGAUAGAGCGCCUUACCCAAGAAAUAACACGCGGCUAUCAGAGCUGCCAAAAUGCGAUCAAGCGUGUUGAUGCCAUGUUGCGCGAGAGUGCUCAGCGCGAGGGCGGGAGUACCAAGGGCGAGGAGGUCAUGGCGCGAAAUCUCAAAGUCUCUUUGGCCUCGCGCGUUGGAGAGUCCAGCGCAGCUUUCCGCAAGAAGCAGUCGGCUUACUUGAGGAAACUUCGCGCUCUCGGCGGCCUAUCCUCUCCCUCGCGCACCGGCUCACCCAGCCCUCAAAACCCAUACACCGACCCUUCCCUUCAGGAAUCUUACGAUGAUACGUCCUUGUCCCGUGCCACCCUCCAACAAACCGCCCAAGUCCGCUCCCAUGUCCGUAAGGACGCCAAUGAGGCAAUCAUUGCGCAGCGCGAACGCGAGAUCGAUGAGAUUGCAAAGGGCAUUAUCGACCUUGCCUCAAUAUUCCAAGAGUUACAAACCAUGGUCAUUGACCAGGGCAGCAUGUUGGAUCGCAUAGACUACAACGUAGAACGAAUGGCCACGGACGUCAAAGCUGCGGACAAAGAGCUCACUGUAGCGACGAACUACCAACGGCGCACAGUCAAACGAAAAGCGAUGCUCCUUCUCGUUAUCUUAAUUGUUGGAGCCUUCAUCCUUCUAGGAUUGAAGCUUGGCAGCCGGAGUAGCAGUUCCAGCAUGAGUCCACCGCCUGUCGUUCCGCCUUCACGACCGGAACCACCGGCCGCUCCAGAACCACCAUCUGAGCCGGAUACUCCUGCGGAACGUCUCGGCGUAAUUGAUGGGAGGACAGCGCUGAGACGCGCUGUAGGCGCACCCGAUGGGAGAAGCAGAGAACGGUUACGCCGGCGGAAGCGCAAAGUACGGCAGGCCGGUGAUGAUGUCAUGGCUUUGUUGUGA
Lasiodiplodia theobromae is the source of this 1257-nucleotide messenger RNA. RefSeq names its product Snare complex subunit. Gene Ontology annotation, biological process: vesicle fusion; vesicle-mediated transport; intracellular protein transport. The record is from RefSeq and is a predicted model, not a curated record. NCBI's taxonomy places the organism in Eukaryota, Fungi, Ascomycota, Dothideomycetes, Botryosphaeriales, Botryosphaeriaceae. Bases 1 to 1257 code for a protein of 418 amino acids. Gene Ontology annotation, molecular function: SNAP receptor activity; SNARE binding. The transcript is spliced from 3 exons. Gene Ontology annotation, cellular component: membrane; endomembrane system; SNARE complex.